Molecule: messenger RNA, 1195 nt
Organism: Notechis scutatus (mainland tiger snake)
Lineage: Eukaryota; Metazoa; Chordata; Lepidosauria; Squamata; Elapidae
Source: RefSeq, a predicted model, not a curated record
AUGGGGGUGCUGAUGUCCCGGCGGCAGACGGUGGAGCAGGUGCAGAAGGUCAGCCUGGCCGUCUCGGCCUUCAAGGACGGGCUCCGGGAACGGCCCGCCGCCAAGCGCCCGGCCGAGGGCGCCGCCAGCCGCCGCGGGACCCUGGAAGAGCACGCCGUGCGGGAGCUCCGCGAGGAGGAGGAGGAGGAGGAGGCGGCGCCGGGGGGAGCCUCCCGGCCCGGGGGCGGCGGGACUCGGAGCGCCGCCUGGGCGAGGCUGCGGGACGGGCGCGGCGUGGAACCCGAAGACCUGGAGCGGCCUGGCCGCUUCGUGCCCCCGGCCCUGGUCCGCCCCGUCCGGCCGCCGCGCCAGGAGGAGGAUGAGCGGCUGGAGAUCAGCCUGGAGCAGCGCGAGCAGGUGACCAACGAUGAGAUGUGUGAAGUGUGCGAGGUGUGGACGGCCGACAGCCUCCUGGCCUGCCGGGUGUGCACCAAGGUCUACCACGACGGCUGCCUGCAGCGCAUGGGGCUGCUCUCCCCGGCUGAGCCCUCCGAGGCCAUCCAGGCGGCCCACUCAGCGGUUGGCUGGAGCUGCUACCACUGCGAUAACCUGAACUUGCUGCUCACCGAAGAGGAGAUGAACUCGCUGUCCGAUGCCUUCCGGCAGAGCAACAUCGCGCCUGACAGCAGCCUGAGCCUGGAGGACUUCUUGCGCUACAAGGGCCUCGGGGGGCAGCCCAGCAGCCGGGAAGAAAAGGAACGGCAGGCCCAGCAGUUUCGGGCCCUGGACCCCGGGCAGAAGGGCCGCGUCGCCUGGACGGACUUCCUCUCCCACGAGUCCCUGGUGCUGCUGCAGAGAACACGCACGCAGAAGGGUCUGCUGCACCUGCUGACGGGCAAGGAGAGGGAGCGGGCGCGGGAAGCCUUCCUGGCCCUCAACCAGCACGGGGAUGGGCUCAUCAGCCGGGACCAGAGCCGGCGCGCCCAGCAUGCUUGGUUCCGAAAACGGCCUCCGGGUUCCAGCGCCAGCGCCAGCCAGGUGGACCCCGUCUCUGAAGGCAACAGCCAAAGGCAGGAGGACAAAGAGCUGCCCAGAGAAGAGCCAGGGGAACCAAGCAGGUCCGUCACCUGGCCGGCCUUCCUGAGAGAAAGCACCGUCUACAUCCUUGCUGCCCGGCCCAACAGUGCCGCCAUCCAUCUCAAGCCAUUGAUGUGAG